AAACUACAUUGCCGAGAUUGUCUUGUCAUUUACUAGCAGGCAAAGAAUUUGGAGCUGUUUUAAAGGCUUACCCUGAGAUUUUUAUUUUUGGCAUUGUUGUUGUACGCGUGGAGAUUAGUGGGUCCCCUCUUCCUGUUUCACAUUUCAGUUUACAGGAACGAAAUGGAGAACUAUUACUACACACGUGGAAGUAGUAACAUUGGACGAAGCACGAGCAGUGAAGGAAGUCGACGACGGAUGAUGACGACUUCCACAAGUCCUUCUUAUCCUUCUCAUCAGUCAAUGGUGGAACGAGCUAAUGAAGUGGAGCAUCGUCGCCGCUAUCAUUCGACUACUGGAGUUCGAACUUCUUACAGCACUGGUAGACAGAGCCAGUACGAUUAUGGUUAUCCGAUGUAUGAUGAUGACACAUACAGCAGUCAGUAUGAUCAAUAUGAAGGUGGAAAAGACAACUAUGAGGAUUAUUACUAUUGCAUCCAAGGACCAACUGAUAAACUUGCAUGUGUGGCAUAUCUGGCUGAUUAUCUCAUGUAUCGCCUCAUCCUCAUGGGAGUCUUUCCUCACCUUUGGAGUGCUGGUCAUGCGCACACCGCCAAUGCUGUAUAUGUAUUUCAGAGUAGAGUACAAAGCUGUAUCCAGACUGUUGAAUCUAUGACUGACAGACUAGGUCUGAUGCCACGUGACAGCCAUUCUUAUGCUAUCUGGCUGGAGCAAAGGACAGAAUUAAAGAAAAUGGUUGAGAAGAACAAAUCUGGGAUUCCAUCACUUCUUCCUGAAAUUCAGCAUGCUUUAAUUCAAUUCACUCGGCUCCUUCUUGAAGAACUACAACAGACUGACAAACGAGAUGUUACAGCUGUUUAUCACAUGUGCUAUUUGGCAAUGCGUCUGAUAAUCUAUGCUAGUCUUUCAACAAUCCCAACUGAAGCAGAUGGCACUACCUUUUUACGAGUUGUUGAGGAGCUGCCACAAGAUCGUCUCACCACCUACUACAAGAAGAGAUUGGAAACAGUUAAACUUCUUGUUCUUCGUGCUAUGGAAACACCUACUAAUGAAGUAAAUGCAGUCACUUGUAUUGAUCACUUUGGAUUUUUGCUGAGUAGUUUAGGUGAUAACAUCAAAGCAGUGGACAACCCCAAACCUGGAUCGUUGGCAAAGACAAAAGUCACUACAACAAACAGAAGCACAGUGAAGGACACUGAUGUAUCUAGACUAAGUGUUAAAGGUCUCAAAGGACAAUAUGCUGUCAAACCAAUGUGGGUGACGUCACCAGAUGGAGGGCAGCCUCGCUUGAUCUAUGCUUUAGACACUGAUAAUCCAGUAGAAGAGACGUCUUGUAAAACUUCAGAGCCUUCUCAACAAUCUCACGCUCUCAGUGGUGCUGUCGCUGCUGCUGCUGUUCAGUCUGAUAAGAACUCUGGCAUUCCAUCAGCACACGAACUUGGCAUGACUGAAGAUGAGUUUGCGGCCCAUUUACAACAGCAGUUGAUGCUGGAAGACAUGCAUGUCCAGAAAGAGAUGGAACAUAACACGACAGGAAACUCACAGUCUACUCAAAGUGGGUUAUCAUCAUAUUGUAAUGACAGCAACCAGUCAGCUUACAUUGUAACUGUUGGGCCUGGAGAUGUCAGGGAUGUUCCCAGUAAACCCACUCUCGACAGAAUGAAGAAAAAACCUGUGAAGGAACCUACAAUGCCCAAAGACUUGGAGACGCUGGAGAGCCUAACACAAAUGGAAGAGUAUGUUGAAGAAAAGCGACAAGAUCAUGAAAAGAAGAGGCAGAACCUGGAGCGAAUUCUCAGUGAAAAGAAACAGCUUCAAACAGCUAUAACACAAAAUGAGAUUCCUGUGAUUAAGCAAGCCCUCGAAGCAGAGCUACGUGAUAAGGUCCAGUUUCUUUCACUACGCCAAGCUGAAACCGAAAUCGCAAAGGCAAAGUUUGAAGAGCUAGAUGCUUACAUAAAAAGCAAGAAACGAUUUACGGAACCUUUCCAAAUUGAAGAUUUGUCUGUUACAGCAACCUAUGAACUGCUUGAAAGAAAUUUGACACGUCUGCAAGGAAACCCAGUGAGGCUGCAUCUGAUGCUGGAAAGACAGCUUGACAUUUUGGAUACAGAAACAUUAGCAGAGUUAUCACAACAACUCAAAGUUAAGGCUUCAACUAGAGAAGGAUGCAUUGCAGAGAUUAAACAACGGCAUGAAGAUGCACUAGAAGAAGCGGACGACAAAUUGCUGUAUUGAACUUUUGAGAUGUGUACUUGUAACUUGUACUUGUGUUCUACUGACUUAAAUGCAGAUUGAUUAAACAAACAA
Molecule: messenger RNA, 2310 nt
Organism: Corticium candelabrum
Lineage: Eukaryota; Metazoa; Porifera; Homoscleromorpha; Homosclerophorida; Plakinidae
Exons: 3
Coding region: 163-2238 (691 amino acids)
Source: RefSeq, a predicted model, not a curated record